Eupeodes corollae is the source of this 1174-nucleotide messenger RNA. RefSeq names its product osteopetrosis-associated transmembrane protein 1. Bases 99 to 1073 code for a protein of 324 amino acids. NCBI's taxonomy places the organism in Eukaryota, Metazoa, Arthropoda, Insecta, Diptera, Syrphidae. The record is from RefSeq and is a predicted model, not a curated record. The transcript is spliced from 5 exons. Gene Ontology annotation, cellular component: cytosol.
GUAUUUUACCAAUUUCGCGGUUUUCAAAAAGACCAAAGAGAACUUCUUUUUGUACAAAUAAAAACAACUUCACUGAAAAAUCUCCUUCUCGAAUAGAAAUGAAAAUAAUGAAAAUACAUUUUUAUGCGGCAGUGAUGCUAGCAUUUCUGUUUUUUAACUCAUCAACAGAGGCAAAUCCCUGUGACAAAAUUUUAAAAGAAUUGGCUGCCUCACAAAUGCAAUUCGUUGGUUGCAUGGUAAGAAAAUCGUCACCAGCAAGAUCCUGUACAAGUUGCAAUAUCGAACACAGUGAUAUGGUUGGUAAUUUCUCAGUUCUGAGCUCGAAUGCCAAUUGUUCUAAGGAAAUUUUCAAUAAAAAUCGUUUGAAUAUAGCUUAUAAUAUGCAAAAAGAUUUGACUGAUCUCUGGAACAAAGGAUUUUGCGAUGACUGUUUCGAUAAUAAUGGAAAUCUAUCAAAUGAGACCGAAACAUUUAAUAAAUUCUCUUCAAAUUUAACUGACUGCAUUGAACUAACCCCACAUGAUAAAAUAUGCACGACUUGCUCGCCACAUUACGAUGACUUAAAUACAUUCUUCAAACAAAUGGAUGAGGAAAAACAAGGGCGGAUUUGUUUCGACACUCAAGAUCAAAUGAAUACAACCCGUUCUCAUUGGUCUAAGGACUUGAAAUGUUGUCAGCGAAAGUACAACUUUACGUUUUUUACAAUUGCAAGCUCAAUAUUUGGCGCUUUGCCCAUAGUAUUCUAUUUAGGAAUGUAUAGCUAUACAAAACGUAUGGAAAGAAACCAUGAAGUUCUCGAUGCUGGUCUUAAUACUGGAGGUGUGCCUGGCCAUGCUUCAACAUCGCGUAAUAUACAACCUAGUAGAACCUCACAAAUUGUAGAAAGGCCAAUUCGAAGAGACAGCUCGUCUGAUGAAGACAUCAUCGAUAAGUUGAAAAAGAAACGAGAUGUCCCGGCAAUUGCAAAUACAUCAGAACCAAACUCUGUGCAACCAGAAAAUGUUCAAACGGUGAAAAAAAUCUCAAAGCCACAAACUACUUCAGGCUCAAUUGGUGCUCUCAUCGAUUUAUAAUUUACUUUUGUUUUUAAUAUUUGAUUAAUUCGCAAUGUAAAUGUAAAAAUGUCAAUAAAUAUACUUAAUUGAUUGCUUUUUUAUAUAAAUUAAAAUUUAAA